AACAUUGAAAAAUCAUUCAUCAUCAACCAUCCAUGCUUUCUUUAAUUUUAUCAUCAUCAAAUCAAAUAAAAAAAUAAAAAAAUUGACCAAAUACAAACAAAUAGUAGAAGAAGAAAAAAAGAAAGAAAGCAAUAAGAAAUUGGCACUUGGUUGAGACUAAAACAGCUUCAAACACCAACACUCAACUCACAACACUAGUAGCAGUACACUACAAUGUUUCUUUCUUCUUCUAAUUCUUCUUCUUUCACUUAAAAAAAAGAACACCACGCGCGACAACACAAAUACUCACGCGCCACCGAUUCUAAUGGGUUGCACUGCUUCCAAGCUAGAAAAUGAAGACACCGUACGACGAUGCAAAGACCGUCGCCGUCUCAUGAAAGAAGCCGUCUACGCGCGUCAUCAUCUUGCCGCCGCACACUCCGAUUACUGCCGUUCUCUCCGCCUCACCGGCACCGCUCUUUCCACAUUCGCCUCCGGUGAACCUCUCUCUGUCUCCGAUAACACCCCCGCCGUAUUCAUCAACCAUAAAACAACCACCACUCCCACCACCACAACAACAACCUUCCACCACCCACCACAACAACAACCACCGCCACCUUCUUUCUUCCACCGUCCUCCACCACCACAACCAUUUCAACCUUCACCUUCUCCGACCAUAACAUCCUCUAAACUCCCACACAUACUCUCUUCUUCAUCAAUCCCCUCAAACAACCAAAACCACCACCCUCGCCGCCGUAAACAACCGCCACCAAAACUACCUCACAUUCUCUCCGAUUCAAGUCCUUCUUCAACUCCACGUAGCAAUGCUUCCAACAAUUUCGCUUCCAAUUUCUUCCCUACAGCACAUUCUACAUACUCUUCAACCCCUUCUCAAACUUCCUCAGUUUGGAACUGGGAAAAUUUCUACCCUCCUCCUCCACCACCACCUGGUUCCGAUUACUUCGAUCGAGAACAUGAACAUGAACAAGAACAUGAAAAUGAACAUGAACAUGAACAUGAAGAUUCUACUUCACAAUUCUCUUUCAAGUCAAGAAACAGUGAAGUUUCUUAUUCCCGACAACAACCUCAACGGCAACAAAACCAACAACAACAACCUCAACAGAAACAACAAACAUAUCAGCAACAACGUUAUGUUAAUCCUACAGCACAUGAAGUUGAAGGAUUUGAUUCUGAGAGAUCCGAAUAUGAUUAUUUCAAUGGGAAAUUAGCAACUGUUCAGAAGAAUCAUCAUCAGCAGCAGCAUCAUUUGGAGGAACACACUGAGACUGAGAGAGAAGAAGUUGAGUGUAGUGAAUGGGGAGAUCAUUACAGUACAACAACAUCAUCUGAGGAUGAUGAUCAUGAGGAUGAUGAUCAUGAUGAUGGAGUUGAUGGUGAUGUUGAGUCAAGGUCUGAGAUUGGGACUAGGUCGAAUUUCGGGUCAUCGUCUGCGGCAGCUAAAGGGUAUGUGGCCGCGGUUGGGAAAUCGGACGACGUGGCAUCGUCAUCUUCGACAGGUGAAGGACUGAUGGAGAUGAAGAUGGUGGUGAGGCAUAGAGAUUUGAAGGAAAUUGUUGAUUCUAUUAAGGAGAAUUUUGAUAAAGCUGCUGUUGCUGGAGAUCAGGUUUCUGAGAUGCUUGAGAUUAGUAAAGCUCAGCUUGAUCGAAGUUUCAGACAAUUGAGGAAAACUGUGUAUCACUCUAAUAGCUUAUUGAGCAGCCUGAGCUCAACUUGGACCUCAAAACCACCAUUGGCAGUUAGGUACCGGCUUGACACCGGUUCGUUGGAUGAACCGGGUGGUGGUCUGAAGAGUCUUUGCUCCAGCUUGGAACGCCUUUUGGCUUGGGAGAAGAAGCUCUAUGAGGAAGUCAAGACUAGAGAAGGUGUGAAGAUUGAACAUGAAAAGAAAUUGUCAGCACUACAGAGUCAGGAAUACAAAGGAGACGAUGAAGCGAAGAUAUUCAAAACCAAGUCAGCGAUAAAUAGGUUGCAGUCCCUAAUUGUUGUUACAUCACAGGCUGUGUCUACCACCUCGACCGCCAUUAUUGGCCUUAGAGACUCUGAUCUUGUUCCUCAGCUUGUUGAGCUCUGUCAUGGAAUGAUGUACAUGUGGAGAUCAAUGCAUCAGUACCAUGAAGUCCAAAGCAACAUAGUGCAGCAAGUCCGUGGCCUGGUGAACAGAUCAGGAGGUGAUUCAACUUCGGAACUGCACAGGCAAGCAACUCGUGACCUUGAAUCAGCUGUCUCGGCUUGGCAUUCAAGUUUUUGUCGCCUUAUAAAAUUUCAACGGGACUUUAUUCUCUCCUUGCACGGUUGGUUUAAGCUUAGCCUUAUUCCGGUUGAUAACGAUAACAUCAACAACAGAAUGGAACACUCUGAUGCGUACAUGUUUUUUGAUGACUGGAAGCUUGCACUUGACCGUGUCCCCGACACAGUUGCAUCUGAAGCUAUCAAAAGCUUUAUCAAUGUUGUCCAUGUCAUAUCUUCCAAACAAGCUGAAGAACUCAAAAUAAAGAAGCGAACUGAGAAUGCUUCCAAGGAACUCGAGAGAAAGGCUUCGUCUGUACGGAAUAUAGAAAGAAAGUUUUACAGCUCGUAUUCUAUGGUAGGGAUUAGCCUUCCUGACACAGCGCCUGAUAACGGACAAGGCUUGGAUGCGCGCGAUCCACUUGCUGAGAAAAAAUUGGAACUAGCAACAUGUCAAAGGCGCGUUGAAGACGAAAUGAUGAAGCAUUCGAAAGCUGUAGAGGUAACAAGAGCAAUGACACUCAACAAUCUACAAACAGGCUUGCCUGGAGUCUUCCAGGCGUUGACCAGUUUUUCUUCGCUGUUCACUGAGGCUCUUGACUCGGUCUGUACUUGUUCGUAUAGCAUCAAGUAGGUAUAAUAUAAUUUUAUUUGUUAUUAUGCAUGGGAUCAAAGUUCUUUAUAAGGGCUGGGAAUUUUUUGGCGGCAAGCUCUUAUUGCUCGUACUAUUUCGAGUUAUUAUAUUUUGAAAUGUAAAUAUGAAGAAUUUUGUGGCUCUCCACUUAUUUUGUUGGGAAAGGGAAUUUUCUUAUUGUACAGGAAAAUUUCUUGGUUUAUUGUAUAAGAGGAUCGCAAAUUUCAAUAUAUCAAUAAUUAAAAUUUAA
Messenger RNA from Trifolium pratense (red clover), 3110 nucleotides. Its product is annotated as nitrate regulatory gene2 protein. Bases 305 to 2860 code for a protein of 851 amino acids. The transcript is spliced from 4 exons. The record is from RefSeq and is a predicted model, not a curated record. Lineage: Eukaryota; Viridiplantae; Streptophyta; Magnoliopsida; Fabales; Fabaceae.